AAUUAAUGCUAUAGUUAAUGCCCUUUUCUCUUCUCUGUGCUUAAUCCAAACUGUUAUAAGUAGUGCCAAACCUCACCAACUAUCACCAAACAAUCACACCCUUCUUUCUCUAUUUCUCCCUUUUCGUUGUUUUCACCACAGAAACAUGGAUCCUGAACGGUUUCAGAAAAAUGCCAUGUACGUGGAAACCCCUGAAGUUUUUGACGCUGAGAAGAACUUCGACGAUGAUGGACGGAUCAAAAGAACUGGAACGUUGACGACUGCGAGUGCUCAUAUCAUAACAGCAGUGAUAGGAUCUGGAGUGUUAUCACUUGCAUGGGCGAUCGCACAAUUGGGUUGGGUGGCUGGUCCUGCGGUUCUCCUUGCCUUCUCUUUCAUCACAUACUUCACAUCAACUCUUCUCGCUGAUUGUUAUCGUACACCUGAUCCUGUUCAUGGCAAGCGGAACUACACCUAUUCCGACGCUGUCGAAUCCGUCUUAGGUGGGAAUAAAGUGAAGCUUUGUGGAUUGGCUCAGUACAUAAAUCUGGUGGGUGUAACUAUCGGAUACACAAUAACGGCUUCAAUCAGUAUGGUGGCUGUGAAAAAGUCAGACUGUUUUCACAAACAUGGACACCAAGCGAAGUGCUCCACUUCAAACAACCCUUACAUGAUCCUCUUUGCGUGCAUGCAAAUCGUGCUUUGUCAGAUACCUAAUUUCAGCAAGCUCUGGUGGUUGUCUAUUCUUGCAGCAGUCAUGUCUUUUGCUUAUUCCACCAUUGGACUUGGCCUCUCUAUUGCUAAAAUUGCAGAGGGAGCACCUGUACGGACAACCUUAACCGGAGUGCAAGUUGGUGUGGAUGUUUCAGCAUCGGAUAAGGUGUGGAGAACCUUUCAAGCUAUUGGUAACAUCGCCUUUGCUUACGCUUAUUCAAACGUUCUCAUUGAGAUACAGGAUACCCUGAAAUCGAGCCCUCCGGAGAACAAGGUGAUGAAAAAAUCAAGUUUGAUUGGCAUCUUGACAACAACCUUGUUCUAUGUACUAUGUGGCUGCUUAGGUUAUGCAGCAUUCGGAAACGAUGCACCAGGAAAUUUCCUCACUGGCUUCGGCUUCUACGAGCCCUUUUGGCUCAUAGACAUUGCUAACAUCUGCAUAGCCGUGCACUUGGUCGGAGCAUAUCAGGUUUUCUGUCAGCCGAUAUUUGGGUUCGUAGAGAAGUGGAGUAAGGAAAAGUGGUCGAACAGCGAAUUUAUUAAUGCGGAGCAUGAAGUGAAGUUGCCAUUGUGUGGAAUCUACAGUGUGAACUUUUUCAGGCUGGUGUGGAGAACAGCAUAUGUUAUCGUCACUGCUGUGCUAGCUAUGCUGUUUCCAUUCUUCAAUGACUUCCUAGGACUGAUUGGUUCGGUGUCGUUCUGGCCAUUAACCGUUUACUUCCCCAUAGAGAUGUACAUUAAGCAGUCAAAUAUGAAAAAGUUUUCCUUCACAUGGACAUGGCUGAAGAUCUUGAUCUGGGUUUGCUUGAUUGUUUCCCUUAUUGCAGCUGCUGGCUCUAUUCAAGGCCUCGUCCAAGAUCUCAGGAAAUAUAAGCCCUUCCAAGCCGAGCAAUAAUUGUUUUUCUCAAACUUUGUUUUAAUAAGUUGAAGCUUGGGAAUGGGAUCAUGUAUUGUUAUCAAGUGCUCAUUUAUAUAACAAUAUAUGAAUAAAUGGCAGGAAAGAAAAUUCAAAGUGUAUGAAAGUUACAUUCUCAUUUAAUGAAUGCACUCGAUUCAGUGGAGUGUGCACUAA
Messenger RNA from Vigna unguiculata (cowpea), 1765 nucleotides. Its product is annotated as amino acid permease 6-like. The record is from RefSeq and is a predicted model, not a curated record. NCBI's taxonomy places the organism in Eukaryota, Viridiplantae, Streptophyta, Magnoliopsida, Fabales, Fabaceae.